AUGAACACAAGUAUGCGACAUCAAGCAGUUAAUUUGGGAUGGAACACAAGGUAAAAAAAUCUUGUGUAUUUCAAUUAAUGGAUUGAACUUGAAGAAGAUUACUUGUAACCAGAAUCAGGCAAGAAAACCAACAAGCAGCAUACUCAGCCAUAUAAUUUUUCAAAAAGAACUGCACUACAAUCAGGAUAUCAAUCUGUUGUACGAAGAACAGUAUGUAGUUUCCAAAAACUCUUGUAAAUUUAUGCAGAGGACGAUUUGUACUUUAAUAGUUUAAAAUAUAAAUAGAAGAAUGAGACUGAAUUACAAAUUUACCAUUUAUACAAAUCAAAUUCAUUAUUUCGAUCAAAAGAAAAAAUGCCAUUAAUGAAUUAACAGAAAUAUUAAGUUAAGCAGAUAAAUUCCAAGCAUUAAUUGAAAAGUAAUUUAAUACAAAAACACAAGACCUUAAUUAACUGGAAAUUAUUUCAAAUAAUUUAGGAAAACUAUUAUAAAAUGAUUUAUUAGGUACUCAUAAGAUUCAUAAGAUCAUAAAGGAAUAAAGUUUUAAAUCUGCUGAUGCAAAAAUGUAAAAUAAUGAAAUUCUACAAAAUGAGAAUCACAUUUAAAAUCAAUAAUCAAUUAAGUAACUUAAUUUAUAAGUGCAACGUCUUAAGAUAUAUUAGGAAAUCUUAAAUGAAGCUUUACAUUAGUAUAAUUAAAUAAUAUUAUCAAUAAAUAAUUUAUAGACUGAAUUAUAACAAGUACAAUUUUAUUAAUUUUAAUUAGUUUAAUCAAUAUGUAUAAUAAUUAGAAAACGAUUUUGGUUUAAUGAUAAAACUAACCUAAUUUGAUAAAAUUUAAGAUGAACUAAAUUAAAAUAAGCAAGAUAAAGAAUCCUUAUUAUAUUAAAUUAAAUAAAAUGAAAAGACUAUUUAAUUGAAUGAAUAAAUGAUAAUUAACUUUAAGAAACAUGAUGAACAAUAAAUUAAGAUAAUUUAAGAUCUAAAGAAUCAAAAACAAGAAUUGUCAAUUAAACUAAAAGAAUUUGAGUAAUAAAGUAAAAAUACAUUAAUUUCUUAUAGAAAUAUCCUUUGAAGUUAAACUUUAAGAAAAGGAAGGAAGCUUAGAAAAAUGCUAAUUAUCAAUUCAAAAGAAUGAAGAAAUUGUUUAAAUAAUUAAAAUAAAAUUUGGUAUAAUUAAUAUAUUUAUUAGAAGUAGGUUUAUAUAUUCUCAAAUUAACUAACUUUCACAACAACUUAUAAACAUAAUGCUGGUUCAGUAACUUAGAAUGGAAAAGUUAUUGAGAAUGCAUCUGGUGCUUGGUGUUGUUGUAUGUGUAAUUAAAUGAUUCCUAAGAAUGGAGUGAUCUAAUUUGCUUUUAAAAUUAUUGAAAUAAUUUCUAUUAUGAUUGGAAUUGGUUUUAGGGAUAUUGUUUGGAGUAGGAAUUAUUUUAAUUGUUUUAAUAUUGGUGGAGGGUAUGUGUUAUGAUAUUAAUAGUUUAAAAUAGAACAUAUAAUAUAUCUUAUCCAGGUAUUUGUUACAAUCAUGAUUAAUAAGAUAAAGAUGAUAAGAAAAUAGCAUUUCCAUUUUCAACAAAUGAUAUCAUAAUUGUAGAAGUAGAUAUAGAAAAGUAGUAUGAGAAAUGGACAAAGUAAUCCACAAAUGAAUCAUUCGUAUCAAUUUUAAUUUAUUAUUUUAGACUCUCACCAUUAUUACAUCCAAAGAUUUGUAUCCAUGUGUACAUCUUUCUGGUAAAUGCAAAGUAGAGAUAUUAAAUUAAGUAUUUAAAUGA
This is a messenger RNA of Paramecium octaurelia, 1771 nucleotides long. The record is from the annotation of a GenBank genome assembly. Lineage: Eukaryota; Ciliophora; Oligohymenophorea; Peniculida; Parameciidae.